Messenger RNA from Austrofundulus limnaeus, 438 nucleotides. Its product is annotated as ral guanine nucleotide dissociation stimulator-like 3. The record is from RefSeq and is a predicted model, not a curated record. NCBI's taxonomy places the organism in Eukaryota, Metazoa, Chordata, Actinopteri, Cyprinodontiformes, Rivulidae.
CUCAUUUGUUCGUUUUUUUAUGUUUUUGUGAGUUUUUAGUAAGAGUGAGCCUUCAUAAUCGGAACUAAACCCUAUAUUUUAGGAUUUAGUUCUUUCUUUUUGGAGCAGUUAUUCAUUUUUUUGGCUUUGAACGUGUCUAAUUGUCUUUAACAGAUGAGGCAGCAGGUGUGGGAGAGCUCCUGUCAGGUGUGUGUGGGCUCAUAGUGUGACGGGUGCAGAGCGGCGUGGAGGGGGAUGAGGACCAUUCUUCCUCUGUGUGGAGGUGGAGGUGUUGGUGACGAUGAAGAGGAGCCCCACAGCCACCACCGCAGCUGGGUGGGCUGGAUGAAGAGGCUGCUGUGGGUCAGGUCGAGUCGCUGCGUGGACGUGCACACGGACACGGAGCCCGGCGUGUGGCUAAGGAGCUUCCACUCUCUGGACAACGGUGGACAAAAUGAG